AGCGCACGGGCCGCACGGGGGUUACCAUUAUUUUCCCAUUAUCUUCUCACCUGUGAAUUAGCAACAACGUAGCGGCGGGGGCUCUGCCAUCGAUGCUCUAGGCGUUUGGCCCAAACAUUGCCCUUUCAGCCGAGGGAUGUAGCUAGCCGAGACUGGCGGUGCGAUGACCAGUGAUAUUCCAUGGCGGUGCGACCCUGGCUGAUGCGGUGUAUGGUUGGGACCUGCCUGGCCAGUCCAAGUUUUUUGCCCUACUGCCCUCCUGUCGAGCUCUUGGGAUUUUUAACUGAAGAAUGCCAGGCUGCAGCUGCUCUCAAGGAGGGAAUGAUGCUCAGCUUCUAUGGCCACAUCGAGGAGCUGGAAUGGGCCGCGGCGGAGGCCGCCUCCGCUGGCCGUUUGACCAUGCGUGAAGCGCAGGACUUGCUCAGCUUCACGGACGCUCACAGGUCACGCGAUGUCACGCGCGCUCUCGACCGGUGAGAUGGACAGAUGAGUCGACACACAUUCAGCCUCCCAGAAAGACGACCUACCGGGCGAAAGGAAGGGCAGGAAAGACAUCAAUCAGCAUACUCUUUUCAGUGUUCCCCCAAGCGGUCGACUUCAGUCAAUCACUAUCAAUCACUUGCUUAUCGUAAUUAUACCGUACAUUUGCUGUUUACUUCAGUUUCCUCUUGAUGACCAAUCAAUGAGACAAUGUCGUGGACUUUGACUCAAAGUGCUCUUCCGCAGCCAUGGAUCGUUUGUUUCGGUGUGGUAGCAAUGCCAUCGGUUUUUGCCAGUGUUGGCGCCCACGAAGAACAUGAAUUCAUCUGCAACUUGGACAGGGACAUCGUGGUCCACAUCGGGCUGUUGGAUCUUCUUGGUGAUUUUCAUUGAAAAGCCAGUGAACCCCAUUUUCUUCAUGUAACUGCCAAGAAGAGGUCACUUUUGGUUGUCCACGCCGCGUGUGCGGUGCCCAUCCGCUCACCUUAGGGACAUCGCGAGUGUCCAAGUGUAAUCAGUGUAAUCCUGGAAACUCUUUGAUUUGGUUGGCCGUCAUCCGUAGAAGAAUGGGCAUAACAAAAGAAUAUAAAAGACAGAUGGCACGAGUGCGAGCACGAUUCAGAGUCCUGGAUGGUAUUGCAUUUCUUCUUCCAUUACUAUAACUACCCACUUUUCCAUGACAAGGAAAGUCUAGUCAACACACAAUGGGGGCAUCCUGGGCACUCGGCAAGGAAAGCCUCAACUUGAUGCUUUGCAUCUCGCGUCAUCGAUGUGCCUUUUCCACCGUCGAUGACUUCCAGUUGGCUUGGAACGAGACCUGCGAUCGGCUGCUGAGCCGUGCCCCCGUGGCAUUCUCCAGUGAAAGUCCCUGUCGAGAUGGGAAUGAACUCAUGGCUGUUAUGGGUCGAUUGGUGCACAAGCUGCAGUCCGCGGAUGUUGCACAAGCAUCCACACAAGCCGUUUAUCCUGCAGAUGUAGCGCCCGUGUGCCAAAACCGAAGCCAACCGCACGUCACGAAAAGGAGUCGUCCCCUCUUGUUUUUGCAGGGGACCUAUGGGAAUCACACCGUCUCUUCGGUGAGUCUUUCCAUUUUGGAGCUUGUGGAAGCACUCGCCACAGCUCAGAAUCGGAUCAUGUCAGACAUGGUCUCGGUGAACCUGGGCGCGCACGAUGGCAGCUGCGGGGAUGCUGUGGAGAUGGAUGGGGCCAACUGCCUCUUUGAUCGGGGCGGCCGGGGCGUGGCGAUUGAAGGCUUGGAGCUGGCGCAGGCCUUGCAUAGCCGCUGGAAGGACGUGGAGGUCCAUGUGGGAUAUGUGUCGCCAGAAGAAGCCAGUGAGCUGGUGCGAAUGAGCUUGAGGAAGCGAGAGAUUCAGGAGGUCGACCUGCUGAAGAUCGAUUUGGAUCACGCGGAUUGCGACUUCGGGCGGCGCUUGCUGGAAGAUCUACCACCUCCCGCGAUCCUACACGUUGAGUACAACCGGCUGCUGCCCCCGCCGGUCCGCUAUCGCGAGUACUUCGCCUUCAAGAAAGCUGGACUCAUGGGUACCUCUUGGCGUGAAGGUCGGCAGAUGGCGCAUUGGGCCGGCUGCUCACUGCAAUCCUGGCAGGACCUGGCGCAAGUGCACCAACUGGAGCUCUUUCAGGUCACUUGGAUGGAUCUCACUUUUCUACGUCGCGACGUGGCCGCGCUGCUGGACGUCGCCUUGAUCGCGCCGGAGCCCAGCCAGAUCUUUACAGCCUGGCUGGACUCCUUCUGCGUGGCGCCCUCGCGACACCUCUACGGCCACCAAGCCUUUGCCUCGUGGGAUCUCCGCGCGCUCGCGGACGCGGAUGUGGACGUGCGCUGCUCUCUGGCGCGUCGGCUGUGGCGCGGCGAGGGGCCGCGGGGCUCGGAGCUCUACUGCUGAGACGGAGUCGCGAAAGGAGCGCGAGCGCAAUGCGCUGUGUCGGGGCAGAGAACGUGGGUUUGAUGGAGGUGUGGAGGGUGUAACGCAUAGCAACCCUAGCUGGGGCUGGAGCAAACUCCAACAUCGAUGAGACAAAAGAAAAUCAGACGUCUAAGUCUAGGCAACCCAUUGGGCUAGAUGGACCCCCGGCCCCAUGGAGACUCUCAGAAGGGGAUGGAUUUUUCAAGGGUUCUUGCUCGAACCCUUGUAGUGCAAACAAUAUCAACUGUUUGAAUUUAGUUCUCAUGUUACGUUAUUAGUAUUUAGCCUUUGCACGGACUGAGGAGAAGAUUGGAGGCUUGCCUGGGCCAUGAAUUGGACAGGUGGCUUCGUAGUGGAGAUCUCCAUCGAGCUAGCAGUGCACAACUUGACGAGUCAUAGAAGGCCAAGAAGCUUUUGACAUGAGUAGAUGAAGGAUAUCCAGCAGUAGCCAGCUUAGUGUGUCUACAGACUCCAGCCACCGCACCAUGGCGUACGAAACCUUGGCAGCUUGAAGCCGGUCCAUUGGGAUGACGUGCGGAG
Durusdinium trenchii is the source of this 2948-nucleotide messenger RNA. The record is from the annotation of a GenBank genome assembly. Lineage: Eukaryota; Dinophyceae; Suessiales; Symbiodiniaceae.